This is a messenger RNA of Hydra vulgaris (swiftwater hydra), 1740 nucleotides long. RefSeq lists its product as uncharacterized. The record is from RefSeq and is a predicted model, not a curated record. Lineage: Eukaryota; Metazoa; Cnidaria; Hydrozoa; Anthoathecata; Hydridae.
UCUUCGAGGACCUUCGAGGACCUUCGAGGACCUACAUAUUAUUAUGGACAAAGUUAUCAGAAACAAAUGUUAUCCAGCAAAAAUAGGAACAUGACAAUAAACGAAAUAAGCGGAAAACUGCAAAACGAAACUAAAGAUGGCAGUUCAAAAACAUUUUUUUAUACAGGGGAAAACUCUGAUUAUAUAAAAGAACCAAAGAAAACCAACACUUCGAGCCAUUCAAACUACCAAGCUUUUAAGAAGUUUCAAAAACAACUGGACCAUGAGAUGGUUUCAUGUCGACCUGCAGUUAAUUCUGAAAACAAUCAAUCGUGUGACCUCAAUAAAAAUAAAGACAAUGUAAAUAAAGUUGAGACAAGUAAAAAAGUUUUAGGCUUAGUUAAUCGCAACGAUCCUUCUCAAGUUUCGUUUCAAGAGGAAAGUGCAUGGCUCGAAAGUCUGGUUGCUGAAGAAGUUAUUGCCAACAAAAAUAAAGACUUAUUACAAAAACUUUCGACAGAUUUCAAAAUAGUGGGUUUACCUAUGUUACCUGCACCUACAAGCUCUCAAAAAGCUCCACCAGUUGAAAGAACGAAUUAUAAAUACCAAAGAUCAAAAAGCGAAUAUGUGAUUGAAGAUAAUAUUGUCAUCGAUAAAAGAAAGAGCUGGUUAGAAGAUAUGCUUCAAAAUGAAAAUAAACUAGUUGAAAAUAUUUUUCUAAGUAAAGUAAAUAAAAACGUUGCCAACGAAUCCAAUGAUUCAAUCGAUUCUUCAAGCAACAAAAAAAGUGAGUCACAGCACCUGCAAAAUGAAUCAAACUUAAAAUAUUAUUCAGACUUGAUAAAAAAUCAAAAAGAUUCUUGUAACAGUUUUGAAAAACCUUUUAAUUUUUCCUCGACAACCAAACAAAGAAAAAGUAUAGAUUUUAGUUUAGGAAACUCCAAAAAAUAUAAUUCAACAGAUAGUCUAGACAAAUUUAGUCUAGACAAGGAAGUUGUAACGAGCGCGCAAAGUGUUAAAGACGUUGCCAAGUUGUUUCAAACUCCAUUGCAAACUGAAAACAAUUUGAUUAAAAGGCAAAAUGACGCAAAAAUGAGAAAGUAUGCCCGUCCUAAAUCUUAUCAUGCAGGUGUUUUAAAUCAAUAUGAUUUGACUUCACAAGAUGUUUUAACAAGAAAUUCUAGUCAUGAAAACAAAAAUGACAUUUAUCCCCCCUCUAGUAAUGUCCCCUUCACUGACAUUAAUCUUAUUAAAAAUAAGUUUGGUAGUGCAAACAAUAUAUUUUCUGAUGCAAAAAACAUUAAUGCAGAAAAUAGCCAAUCAGAUUUUGAAGCCAAUAAACGUAACAUGAAUAAUGGAAUGAUAAACAUGCGCGUCGUCGAAGAUAUUGCCGAAACUGAAAGAAGAGAGCAAGAAAUCAGAGAAGAAAGAUUAAGAAGACUGGAGCGAGAAAAAAAAGAUCAAAAAUGUGGCGAACCAAACAAACAUGGACUAGCUGAAUUCAUAAAAGAAAAUGUAGUUGAAUUAUAAUUUUUUUUUUUUUAAUUAAAUUAUGCAGAAAAUAUGCAAAUUAUCCAGAAAAGAAGAAGCAGCAAAAUUGUCUUAAAAGCAAACCAUAGAAAAAACGUGACCUAUCAGUUAAAUUAUAGAAUAUUAUUAUUACAGCAUUAUUGUUAUUGUUACAAUAAUUACUAUCUAUACCUCUAUAUCAUUUUUAGUGUGUUCACAAACAGUAUCAUUUUCAUAAUACUUUAUUUUAUA